AUGGAAGCAGUGAAGGACAUCACGGAGACGGCGGCCGUGGACCUGGGGGACCUACUGGACGCCGGGGACGACGCCGUGGUGAUACUCGAGGCAGGUGACACGCGGCUGUUGGCGCACAGGGCCGUCCUGGCGGACAGGAGCCCUGUGUUCGCCGCCAUGUUCGCCCACGACACCCUCGAGGCCAGCAGCGGCGCGGUGAGCAUCCCGGACGUGGGGGGACCGGUGCUGAGGCAGCUGGUCUCCUACCUGUACACCCUGCGGGCCCCCCAGCUGCCCGGCACGGCCCCCCAGCUGCUGGCUGCAGCGGAUAAAUACGGGGUGUCGCGGCUGAAGGAGGAGUGCGAGCGGCAGGUGGCCGCUCAGCUGACCGUUGAGACCGCGGCGGCCGCAGCCGUCCUCGCAGUCCGCCACUCCUGCAGUGACCUCAAGCACGCUGCACUGGCGUUCAUUAAGACCUGUCCGUUCGAGGUGAUGGCCACUCAGGGGUGGGCAGAUGCGAUGCUUCAUCAACCAAAAGACUUGAUCGAAGUGAGCCGGUUGCUGUAUGAUCCACCACCAAAAAGCAGCACACCAGCCGUCACCGCCACUACCGCCACUGCCAUCACCGCCACUAUCGCCACCACCACCACCACCACCACUGCCAACGCAUCCCGCCAGAUACCUGCUGCAGCUGCACUUCCCACAUCUCCUCCACCUGGAGAAGCCACUGUCUCUCACAUGCGGAGCCUCUCAGAAGAGGAGAGGGGCUGGAGGCUGGUCCAGGCGGCUGAGCGGGGGGCAGUGGGGCAGCUGAGGGCGCUGAUCGCCGCAGGGGCCGACGUGGGGGCGAGGGCCAACGGCCACGCAGAAGUGGUGGCUGCGCUGCUCGACGCGGGGGCCGACAGGGGGGCCACAACUGGUGAUGGGGAGACAGCGCUGGACAUCGCCAGGCAGUUCAACCACAGGCGGCUGGUGGAGAUGCUGUCAUGA
This is a messenger RNA of Schistocerca cancellata (South American locust), 969 nucleotides long. Its product is annotated as protein roadkill-like. The transcript has 4 exons. Gene Ontology annotation, molecular function: ubiquitin protein ligase binding. The coding region runs from base 1 to 969 and encodes 322 amino acids. Lineage: Eukaryota; Metazoa; Arthropoda; Insecta; Orthoptera; Acrididae. Gene Ontology annotation, cellular component: cytoplasm. The record is from RefSeq and is a predicted model, not a curated record. Gene Ontology annotation, biological process: regulation of proteolysis; proteasome-mediated ubiquitin-dependent protein catabolic process.